AGGAAGCACCAACGGCAAUGGAAUCAUAUAUCAUAUGAUGGAGGGAAUCGUGGAGGGUACAUUGUACAUGUCGAUUUCUUGAUAACAAUAAUGCCUCUUAUUUGCCUUAUUGCCUAAUGACACACUUCCCUCUAACAUUCGUCUUCAUCGUCUCUAUGCCCAUUGCAACUAAACCCAGUUUUUCAAUCAAAUCCCCCAAAAUCAAUCAUAAAAAAACCAAACCCUAACAUCAACAACUUUCUCAUACUCCUCAACUUUGCUCGUUACGUGCCUAAAUCAAUGGAUCAAUGGAACGCGAAGCUCGAAUUGCAUCAACAACAAUAUCAACAUAUUUCCAACUCCCAUUCCGACCAAAGAGAGACAACUGAAGUGGAAGUGAAAGAUACAAAUGAUGCUAGAAAAGUUCAAAAAGCUGAUCGCGAAAAAUUAAGGAGGGAUAAACUGAAUGAACAAUUCAUUGAGUUGGGACAUCUACUCGAUCCAGACAGACCCAAAAAUGACAAAUCCAGUAUUAUCAUUGACACCAUACAAAUCCUUAAAGAUUUGACAAAUGAAGUUAACAGACUUAAAGCAGAAUGCUCUGCAUUAUCUGAAGAAUCAUGUGAGCUGACACAGGAAAAAAACGAACUGAGAGAAGAGAAAUCAUCGCUAAAAUCCGAUAUAGAAAAUCUCAACACACAGUAUCAACAAAGGGUUGGAGUUAUAUAUCCAUGGGGAGGUAUCGAUCCUUCUUCAGUUGUUAUGCCACCACCAUUUUCAUAUCCGGUUGCUUUACCUGUCCCUGCGGGCCCACUUCCAAUCCACCCGUUCCCUUUUUAUGCUAAUCAUAAUCCACCUGGCGCUUCCAUCAUCCCAUAUCCAAAUCCAAAUCCAAAUCCAAAUCCAAAUCCAGCUAAUUACCAUAUUAAUAAUCAAACGCUUCCUAUAUAUGUGCCAAGAUCAAGCAAACAAGAAUGUGGGAGUAAGUCUUCGGAACAAUUUAGGGGUAGUAAUAGUAAUGAUGAUAAAGGGAAUAAUUCUAGUGAUGUGGUGACAGAUUUAGAGCUUAAAACCCCGGGGUCACAGGGAGAAAAAAAGGGCAAACAACUAGAGAGGAGAGAUGGGGUUUGUUCAAGUAGUAGAUACACUUCUUCUCAAGGCUUUCAAGAUAGCUCUUCAAAUAAUGGGGAAUCUAAUGAUUUAUAGACUUAAUGGGGUCAUAUGACUUAAUCUGACAACACUUAACGAAGAAAAAAUAUUGAAAAUGUUUGAAGAGAGGCGGCUGAAGAGAAAGUUUUGUUGUCUGCCUUUUUGACCAUUGUACUAUGUUAGAAAGGACUCUAAUACCCUUUGUAUAUAAUAGAUUGGUAGGACUGAGGUGUAAGAGUUGAUGUUUUCAUCAUUUGGGAAGGGCAAAAGAGUCCUUUCCUAUCAAUCACUAUUUUGGUGUUGGUGUUGGUGUUGAUGAAUAGUAAAAUACCAAAUUUGGUGUUUUACACUUUUACUAUUCAUUUGCAUCAAUGAAAUAUUAAAU
Lactuca virosa is the source of this 1513-nucleotide messenger RNA. The record is from the annotation of a GenBank genome assembly. Lineage: Eukaryota; Viridiplantae; Streptophyta; Magnoliopsida; Asterales; Asteraceae.